This is a messenger RNA of Euleptes europaea (tarantolino), 1437 nucleotides long. RefSeq names its product UPF3A regulator of nonsense mediated mRNA decay (gene UPF3A). The transcript is spliced from 10 exons. Gene Ontology annotation, cellular component: cytoplasm; nucleolus. Gene Ontology annotation, molecular function: telomeric repeat DNA binding. The record is from RefSeq and is a predicted model, not a curated record. Gene Ontology annotation, biological process: positive regulation of translation; nuclear-transcribed mRNA catabolic process, nonsense-mediated decay. NCBI's taxonomy places the organism in Eukaryota, Metazoa, Chordata, Lepidosauria, Squamata, Sphaerodactylidae. The coding region runs from base 1 to 1407 and encodes 468 amino acids.
AUGGAGGCUCCGCGGGGAUCCCCGCGUCGGGUGCCGGAGACCCCUCCGCCCUCCCCGGGGCCGCCUCCGCCGCCCCCUCUCCCGCCCCCUCCCAACCUGGCGCUGCCGGGGAAGCAGCAGCGCGAGGAGAAAAGAGCGGCGCUGAGUAAAGUAGUUAUACGUCGGCUACCUCCUAGCUUUACCAAGGAACAGCUGGAAGAACAGCUCCAUCCACUUCCUGCCCAUGAUUAUUUUGAAUUCUGCACAUCUGAUCCCAGUCUUUAUCCUCACCUCUACUCAAGAGCAUAUAUUAAUUUUAGAAAUCCUGAUGACAUCCUUCUUUUUAGAGAUCGUUUUGAUGGCUAUGUCUUCAUUGACAAUAAAGGUUUAGAGUAUCCUGCUGUGGUUGAAUUUGCACCAUUCCAAAAGAUUUCAAAAAAGAAGCUGAAAAAGAAAGAUGCAAAAGCCGGAAGCAUAGAAGAUGAUCCAGAAUACAGAAAAUUUUUAGAAAGUUAUUGUGCCGAAGAAGAAAAAAUCUGUGCCAACCCUGAGACCCUGUUGGGAGAGAUUGAGGCAAAAACGAGGGAACUCAUUGCUAGAAGAACAACACCCCUUUUGGAAUAUAUUAAAAAUAGAAAAUUAGAAAAACAGCGAAUACGUGAAGAGAAAAGGGAAGAACGAAGGAGGAGAGAAUCAGAAAAGAAACGUCUAAGGGAAGAUGAGAAACGAAAACGCAGAGAGGAAGAAAGGCGUAAAAGAAAAGAAGCAGAAAAGCAAAAGAAAAUUGCUGAAAAAGAAAUAAGGAUCAAGCUUCUUAAGAAGCCUGAGAAAGGAGAUGAGCAAGCUACAGAAAAACACAGAGAAAAAGACAUAGAAGAAAAUAAAUGGGAGAAAUCUCCAGGGCAUGGGAGCAUAAAAUCCAAGCCACUGGAAGGUUCACUAAAGGAACUGAAGGAAAAGUCACAAAAUGAUAGUGAUAAAGAGCAAAGAGAAUCAGACAGAAGAUUUCGUGAUAAGGAACCAGAGAGACAAAGGUAUAGGUUGGACGAUGGCCGAAAGCACAGAACUCACUAUGAAUUUGACAAGUUUGUGAGAAGGAACGAAGAUGAGCUGAAGUGGGGGAAAGGAUACAACCAAGAUCGAGGGAAGAAAGUGAGCUACAACUACAGCUUCACUGUGGACACAGUAGACAAACUGGGUAAAGAGGACAAGUGUGAUGACAUGGCAUCCAAAAAGGAGCGCAUAAGAAAUAAGGAUCGGCCAGCCAUGCAACUAUACCAGCCAGGAGUUCGCAUUCGAACACAUACGGGGUCUACAAGUAGGUCCUAUGACUGCACUGAAAAGUCUUUGGAAGAUGCUUAUGACAGAAAGUAUGAGGCAGACAAUUCAACCGGAGCUGGUUCUGAGAAGAGCGAAGAUGCAGAAUAAAACAAAAUGGACAAAACAAAGACACAGAAU